UGGUGUCUGACAAUUUUGCCAACAACGAUGUCCACACACACACAGACACUAAACAUUUAUCAUCACAGAGCCGUAGAGGAAACAACAGAGAAUGGUGGUGUUAGGGAUACAGUCUCUUCACUGGUACGUACAUGGAGGAUUCAUGGAGAAGAAGAAUAAAAAACAUCUGAUGAGUAUUGUAAAAGCCACUGAAAGCGACGACGACUCUUCUUCUUCUUCUGCACAGAGAUUCGAAGUCGAUAGAGAUAAAGCUAGAGAAGCUCUGAAACAGCUUGACCAACAAAUCGAAUCUCAAGCCGACGAAAAACCAAGAACCUUCGUCAAGACGUCAUCGGAGGUUGUCAGAACAAGUAGCGGAGGAGGUUCGUCAUCAAUGGAUCCAUUCAUGUUUGAAGAACCACCUGAGAUGUCCGGAUCGUUCCUCACAACUACAGCUUUUCUUCUUUUAGCUUUUACACUGUUCUAUAAUAUUUUGUUCUUUACAGUGAUAAAACCAUCAAUGGAUGGACCAGAAUCAGUUCCAGAAGCAAAGACAGUCGCUAUGUCUGAUUCUGAACUUAUCCAGUUUCCACUUUCGUCUUUUCCUGAAAACACUUUCAAACAGUAAACCCCACAGAGUGUUUUUUUUAAAUGCU
Messenger RNA from Raphanus sativus (radish), 635 nucleotides. RefSeq lists its product as uncharacterized. The record is from RefSeq and is a predicted model, not a curated record. The transcript has a single exon. NCBI's taxonomy places the organism in Eukaryota, Viridiplantae, Streptophyta, Magnoliopsida, Brassicales, Brassicaceae. Bases 92 to 607 code for a protein of 171 amino acids.